This is a messenger RNA of Ziziphus jujuba (common jujube), 1225 nucleotides long. RefSeq lists its product as uncharacterized. Lineage: Eukaryota; Viridiplantae; Streptophyta; Magnoliopsida; Rosales; Rhamnaceae. The transcript has 7 exons. Gene Ontology annotation, cellular component: cytoplasm. Gene Ontology annotation, molecular function: translation elongation factor activity. The coding region runs from base 194 to 916 and encodes 240 amino acids. Gene Ontology annotation, biological process: translational elongation; peptide biosynthetic process. The record is from RefSeq and is a predicted model, not a curated record.
GAAAUGGCAAUUUAGAGGGUGGGGGAGAGAGAAGGCAGGCCCAAACUCCGAGCCCAAUACGAGGUGCGUGAAAGCCUCCGCCCCCAGUCCUUAUCUAAAUUGCAGCCUAAAAAUACAGAUGAAAAUUGGUUUGGUCUAUCUGCUGUAGUGUUAAACUCCAUGGUCAGUUGCCUCCAGUUACAGUUAUAGAACCAUGGUGGCGGGAAUGGCAGCAACGUUUCAUUUCUCUUCUGCUUCUUCUUCACCUCUCAGACGUCCAUCACCGUUUUCUUCAGUCUCAUUCUUAUCCAGGUCUUCCGUACUUACAGUGCCGAAAUUUUCCCGCACGUCUUCGCGUUCCAUAUUUCCCAGGAUUAUGGCGUUCUCUAGCAAUGAUAUUAAAGUGGGUUCCAACAUUGAAGUAGAUGGAGCUCCGUGGCGAGUUUUGGAGUUUCUUCAUGUGAAACCCGGAAAAGGGGCAGCAUUCGUGCGGACCAAAAUGCGUAAUUAUGUAACAGGAAAUACGGUUGAGAAAACAUUUCGAGCUGGAGCAACGAUAGAGGAGGCAGAUGUUUUUAAGGAAACCAAACAGUUCACAUACAAAGAUGGUCCCCAGUACGUCUUCAUGGACCUGAGCACAUUUGAAGAAGUUCGUUUAAAUGAAUCGGAUGUUGGUGAUAAGACAAAGUGGUUGAAAGAAGGAAUGGACUGCAAUCUGCUAUUUUGGAAGGGAAAGGUUAUUGAUUUUGAACUCCCCAUCACAGUGCAGCUCACUGUUGUGGAUGUCGAUCCUGGACUUAAAGGCGACACAGCUCAAGGUGGAUCGAAGCCAGCAACUCUUGACACUGGUGCUGUUGUCAAUGUCCCAUUAUUUGUAAAUACAGGCGAUGAAAUAUUGGUAGAUACGAGAACUGGACAAUACAUGAGUCGUGCAUAGAUUUUACCUUGGACAUUUCCUUGCUUUAGCCAGAAAUUUUUGUCGUUGGUACAAUAUUUGAGACUUCUAUCUUCACUGGGUGCGAGAAAUGUAUAUCAUUUGUCUUUUUUUUACCGUAUAUUAGACUUCUAUAUUUACUGGACGAGAAAUGUAUGUCAAGGUUAGCCGGUGCUUUGCAAGCCCCCAAUUUUCUGCUACAAUGUUUGCCUCAUGUUUAGAAUUCAUGUACUUUUUGUAUUGAACUAUGAAAAUAGAAACUUUGAUUUGUUUAAAUAUGGAAAAUAGUACAAAAUCUACACUGUUUCAGUA